CAAGUGUUCAUAAAGAUGUCUCAGCUGCUUGGUGACGAAGCACCCCACACUGGAACAACAAUCGUGGCAGUUUCCUUUGAUGGAGGUGUUGUCCUUGGUGCUGACUCCCGCGUGAGCACAGGGAACUAUGUUUCCAACAGAGCGUCAGACAAGAUUACUUCUCUGUCAGACAAUGCUUACAUGCUUCGCUCUGGAUCCGCUGCUGAUACUCAGGCAAUCGCAGAUUAUGUGCGACACUACACAGCCAUGCACUCUAUGGAGCUAGGGAGAGACCCCAAAAUUAAAUCAGUAGCAAAGCUUGUGGCUCAGAUCAACUACUCCAAUAAGAAUUUGCUGAUGGGCGCCAUGAUAGUGGGCGGUUGGGAUCCGGAGGGAGGUGGACAGAUCUUUGGUGUGCCCAUCAGCGGGACACUUGUGCAGCAGGACUGGACCACGGACGGCUCUGGCAGCACCUACAUCUGGGGCUACUUGGACUCUGCCUACAGGGAUGGCAUGAGCAGGGAAGAGGCAGAAGAGCUGGUGAAGACAGCGCUCGCUCUGGCAAUGUCGAGGGACGGCUCAUCAGGCGGCCUGGCGCGGUUGAUCACCAUCACUAAGGCCGGGGCGGAGCGGCGGAUGAUCAAGGGCGAUGAGAUUCCUCUAUUCUGGGAUGAGAUUGAGCCUAUGGGCACAAAUGGCACCGGCAUGGUUGUGGUCUGAGCUGGCUUUGAUGCGCUGUGGAGGGCUGAGGUAUAAGAUAGUGAAUAACUCCCCAAGCUGACGGUGUUGUAGUAACAAGGCAUUCCGAGUAUGCAUAUGCCUUUUCAGGCUAUAGAGAUGCCCCAGAAGGGCAGCAUGUAUUUGCACUGCAUAUGCAUAUACUGCAUGGCAGCACAACGUGCAUUAUGCAACAUGUUCUCUGUCACUAUGUUACAUGACGAGACUUGAUUGCUCGCUGCUCUUGAAUUUUGCUUGCUCACACAGCAGCCCAUGCCUAGGGCUGAUUUGGGGCUCUGUGCAGUCCAUCAAAUUGUCUGUUAUUUUUACUCUCAUUACAUACGGAGACUGGCUGUCCAGCAUUUUGUGAUGCCUGCACCAAACCUGCAUCAUCAUGGGCUCCUCUUUGUCAGUGCAAAUACAUUUACUUCCCUUACCUCGCAAAUCAGGCAAAGCAGUUGUUCCGAUCUGUUCUAGUGUACCGUUUGCUGGAGUGCUGACUGUAAAUAUUAGCCUCCUGAGG
Messenger RNA from Coccomyxa subellipsoidea C-169, 1219 nucleotides. RefSeq names its product proteasome subunit. NCBI's taxonomy places the organism in Eukaryota, Viridiplantae, Chlorophyta, Trebouxiophyceae, Coccomyxaceae. The transcript has 4 exons. Gene Ontology annotation, cellular component: proteasome core complex. Gene Ontology annotation, molecular function: threonine-type endopeptidase activity. The coding region runs from base 16 to 699 and encodes 227 amino acids. The record is from RefSeq and is a predicted model, not a curated record.